AGUCUAUGCCCUAAUUGCGAAAAAUCGGUCACGAAUUUCGAAGACGCAGGAGUUUCAUAUUUUGUUCGAGUUUGAUAAGCUACUUCCUGAAAUAUCCCCGGGAUUUGUGCCGUGCUUCGGGACAUGUGAUAAACGAUAAAUGCCCGUGCGUCGCGGUGAAUAAAAGAGUGUUUCUAUCCGUCAGUCCUCGCGAAAAACAGCGCCGUUCCUCUCAUCUCGCGCGUGUACAGUGAGGUGCAGUAUGAGUUUCGAUAAUUAGCAAGAUGUGUGCUAUCUCGUUUUCUCAUCUUAUUCCGAUGAUUGGCGGUGAUAAAUCAGUUCGUAGUGACUUCGUGUAGAUUCCGUACCCCUCAGAUUUUGACGAGUUAUUUCGUAAACAUCGGCCAGUGAUUUGUCAGUGAUAACAUGGCGACUAUGGAAGGAUCAUUGAGUAAAUGGACUAAUGUAAUGAAAGGUUGGCAAUUUCGUUGGUUUGUUUUGGACGAUAACGCUGGGCUCCUCUCCUACUACACCUCGCGGGAGAAGAUGAUGCGGGGGGUGCGGCGGGGGUGCGUGCGGCUGAAAGGGGCCGUGAUCGGGAUCGACCUGGAGGACGACAGCACGUUCACCAUUACCGUCGACUCGAAGACGUUCCACUUCCAGGCCCGCGACGCCGAGGAGCGCGAGAAGUGGAUCCGCUGCCUCGAGGACACCAUCCUCAGACACGCCUACGGCUACAAGUCCAGCAGGCUCGAGUUCAAUAAUGCCAAAUCGUUGCCAACAAUACAUGACUUUGACAAAAAAUUAGCCGAAGCAGAUGCAUAUCUACAAAUUUUAAUAGAUCAAACAAAGAAUUUAGAAGCUAGAAUGAAUCAAGUGACUGAUCCUAGUGAUAAAUCAAGAUGUCAAGCGAUAUGGAAUCAUGUAAAUGUAAUGUUAGAGCAAGUUAAACACACAAUAAUUCUUCUACAAAUUGCCAAGAACACUGCGCAUCCUGUAAAUGGGGUGUAUCAACCAGUUAUGAACACAACAAGUAUUAGUGGAGGCCUUGAUAAAAUUGAUAAUAAUAUUAGUACAUUAAAUAAUUCUCAGUCUAGUCAUAUUCAUUCUUCCAAUCUUGAUUCUGCUGAUGAAUGCACAGAGGCAGAACGAUCUUACUGUAGGGCACACUCAAUAUCAUAUCCAGUCCAUAGGUAUCCUUAUGAUGAUAGUAUAGGAGGAGGAAUUCCACCUUCACUGGUUGUACCAGAAACCUCUUACUCUAGCUCAGAAGAUGAUGACUUUUUCGAUGCCAGGGAUGAAGUUAGCUCGCCUUCCGACGAUAAACUUUCCACUAAUUCUAAAAUUUCGUCCAACAUUCCAGGAUCCGAUUCCGAGGAAGCUCAGAAUGAACCAGACACAGUACAAUCUCAGACGCCUAGUGAUUCAAUUAAUUCCUCCAGUCCAUCGGAUAAACGCCCAGUCAAGCAAGCCUCCACCUCCUCAGGCCCCAGAUCUGCUCCCAAAACUCCAGAUGGUGACAUAGACUAUGAUGCACUUUACGAAGAUGAAAAUGAAAAUGAAGUUUCGUUGGAGAAUCAUGGAUCAGUCGUCACGCAUCUCAUAUCUCAGGUCAAAAUCGGAAUGGACCUUACCAAAGUUGUGCUUCCUACGUUUAUUUUAGAAAGGCGAUCCCUUUUAGAAAUGUAUGCAGAUUUUUUUGUCCACCCUGAUCUAAUUUUGAAAACUGUUGAAUUAACUUCACCCAAAGAUCGAAUGGUAGAAAUUGUCAAGUGGUACCUUACCUCAUAUCACGCCAGCCGCAAAAGUGGUGUGGCCAAGAAACCUUACAAUCCAAUUCUAGGGGAGGUAUUCAAGUGUCAUUGGAACAUUCCUGGUUUCUCUAGUACAACGGAAAAAGUCCCAGACGGACCUCUACCUGAUGCUACAAAGGAUCAGCUUAUUUUCAUAGCAGAACAAGUAUCCCAUCAUCCGCCCAUUUCAGCAUUUUAUGGUGAACACUUCGAAAAAAGAGUCCAGUUCUGUGCACAUGUAUGGACUAAAUCCAAAUUCCUUGGUCUGUCGAUCGGAGUACAUAACGUGGGAGAAGGGAGACUGAAAUUGUUGGACCACAACGAAGAGUACAUUUGCACCUUUCCAAAUGGCUACGGCAGGUCUAUUUUAACUACGCCAUGGAUUGAGCUUGGUGGAUCUGUUAGCAUUGAUUGCCCGCAGUCAGGCUACAAGUGUGCUGUAGAAUUCCACACAAAGCCUUUCUACGGUGGGAAGAAACACCGAGUAACAGCGGAUGUGUUUGCGCCCAACGACAAGAAACCCUUUUUAUCAAUUAAUGGCGUUUGGAAUGGAUUAAUGGAAGCCAAGUGGAACGACACUGGUAAAGUUGAGCCUUUCGUCGACACCAGGAAUUUAGAAAUAAUCAAAAAAGUUGUUGUGCCAAUCAAAAACCAAGAGGAGAAUGAAUCCAGGCGUGUUUGGAAAGAAGUCACCCUAGGAUUAAAAUAUGACAAUGUAGAAGCUGCAUCUGCUGCUAAAUAUGAAAUCGAGCAACGUCAACGAGAUGAAGCCCUCACGAGAAAAAGACAAGAAGAAUCUUGGCAGUCCAAAUGGUUCAAAGGUGAGGCUGGUGGUCAGUGGGAGUUCAUCAAUCCGUUAGAAAAAAGGAUAAAGAAAGGCUCCUAACAAUUAGCAUGCGAGCCUAGUGAAGAAUAAUUCAGCAAACCUCAAUGUCGGACACCGUAAUUCGAAAUGGAAACUUGUGACGACUCGCUAGAAAAUUUGAUCAAACCUGAAUUAUUAUUUUGCCUUAAAAAUACCAUGGUUACCUAUCGAAUAUCACGUUUUAUGUUACAAUUGCAUAAGCAUAAGUGUAUCUAACUGUAUCAUUUUCUCGUGUUAUAAUUUGUGUAUAGUUUUUAAAACAAUCAUUGUACUUUUGUAUAUUUUAAAUUUUUGUUAUCGAAUCGAAAUCCUGAUCUUAAAUCUUUGUGUCUUCGCGCCAGGUCCAAGGAGAAAAGAAUUAGCUGAAUAAUUUUCAUCGUUAAACUUAUUUUUUAGUUGAGUUUCUGAAAUUUUGAAAUGGAUGCAAAGGUGCUAUUAAGAGAUAAGAGGUCAUCAUUAAAUGAUACAAAGUAACUAGAACACAUUCUAGCUAAACUGAUCUCUUUUGGUUUUUAGCGCCUGUCGUAGAUCCUGCAUUCGAAAAAAGAAAGUCUGUAAAAUUAUUGAUUUUCCUCGUAGUUUCUAGUGUUCUCAAUAACUUCUACCUUUUUAUUUUUUUUCUUAACCUUCGUUUUUUUUUUUAACUUCUAUUUUUUCAUAGAUUUUUUUAUUUUAAAUGUGCUAAAAUAAACUGAAAAUGGGUAAAUUAUUGUGAGUUUCCUCUUGAUCAAUAACGACUGAGUGUGUCAGUAAUAUCACAGACUUUCUUUUCAAUGUAAUCGAAUAUUCAAGUAGGCAAAUUAUAGGAUGGUUCUUUUUCUGGGGAACGGUUUUUAUUCUUAGAAACACAAGCUCAUGGAGUUAAGUUUCAUUAUUUUUGUUGAAAAUUUUUUUGUACUUAUGGAUUUUUUCAUUGACUCCAAGUUCUGGUGGUCACAAAUCGCUUUGAAAUUGUGUCAAAUCCAUUUGAAAUUGUUAUUGUUGACUGUUGAACGAUUAUGUCCUGAACGGGGACUAAAAUGCAAUGAGACACUGAUUUGUUUUUGUUUCGGCGGAUAUUUUUUCUCUGGGAGAAAAGUUGUGGAAGGAGAAUGCAUCUAAUUUAAAAGUACCAAUCCAACUGACCAUUUUAGAAUUAUAUUAUUUCAAUUCUAACUCGUUUUCACGACAAGUGCAUUGCAUGUGAAUCAAUAUAAGUUACUGUUUUUUGGAAUAUUAAACUGUAAAUUCUUUCAUUGGUUUGCACCUUUUUUUUCUUGGCCAAAAAUUGCUCAGUAAAAAAUAUCUGUGAUCUGUUACAUACUUUUGACGUUAGCUGUUUUAAAUCUCUCGACAGUUGAAACAGGGUGCAGGUUGAAUGGACAUACUAAUUUAUAUACCUAAUCCAAUUUUCUCUCUUAAUUUGACUACAUAAUGGCCAGAAUAGUCAUGUUUGUAAAAAGGACUGUGGACGUAUUUUGAGGAAAAUCUGGUUGAUUGAACAGGAAAUACAAAUCAAACCAGAGUCCAAAUGGUUUGAAGUUUGCAGUUUGAAGCACUUAGUUCUGAGAAUUUUUUUCAAUGUUUUCAUCUGCCAUGUUCAAAGCACACACAUUUUACAAACGGAUGCAGUCUUAUACUUACUUUCAGCACAUAAAUGAACUAAAUCUCUCACAAUUCUGUCUCAGAGAUACUAGCAAUUAUACCACAUUUUGCAAGAAGGAACUACAAUUUCCGGCUCACACAAAAGCACCUAUCUAAACUGUUCUGAUUCUAAUGACUUUUUUGUCAUUACUGAAAUCAGUCAGAAUUAAUCCCCCUAUCGCAAAAUAUAGUCAAAUUGUUCUCAUGUCAGUCACUUACCCAAACUCCGAUCUUUCACCCAAGUCAGCAAUAAUUGAUCUAAUGAAAACUCGCAUCUGUAGACUUAAGUAGGAGCAUUCAAACGAACUCUUUUUGGUAAACUAUCAGUACUGCUUCUUUUGAAAUAUCGAUGCAUUCUGUCAAGGUCUCUCUUGUCAGAAACGACUGCGCACCUGCAAUUAAAAUACUUAUUUCAAUAGAUUCUCAAUUUUUCUUGAGAUGAAUUAUGGAUUUUAACAUUGGGAUCUGACUGAGACUUGAUGUUAUUGUCCUGAAUAAUUGUAAUGUGAGCAAAGGUCAAACCUUUGAUGGAUGAUUUUUUGAAAUUCCCCUCAUAUUUUCCUCCUAGAAAAUUUUCUGAAGUACAAUCCCUCUUUGUAGAAUCUAACAUAGCAACACAUGAUUUUUUUCGUUUGACUAAAUAUUUGCUUAAUAAAACCGAACUUUACGAAGUACUUGGUUGGCAAGUGUAAAUUGAAUUUUCAUAUCAAUGUUGAAAUGUUUCAGCCAGUCUUUUGUAUGGUUGGUGCCUUUUUUUUUCUUUUUUUAAUAAGUACAGUGGACUCAGGAUUAUCUGUAACUAUCGUAAGGAUACCGCUUUACCUGGAUUGUAUUUCAUUGUAAAGAAACAAACUCUUGCCCUGGAAUAUUAAGUCAUUACAGUUUUCUCAGUUUUUUUUCUGUAAUCAUGUGAUCAAGAUAUGUGUUCUAAUGCAAUAAUUUGAUUUCUAAUGACCAUAUGAUUAAUUUUUGUUUCUAUCCUAACCUGUAAGGCCUCAGUUAGUCUGGCCAAUCCAAAAUCCACUGUAAUAAGAACCAUGGACAUCAGUUGUUUUGUCGAUUUCCAUUUUCAAUUUUGAGCACAGACAAUGGAUGCCUUGCACACUUGAGAGCCACGUGGAUAGACCUUUUAAGGGUAAAUUGUCGCAAAAAUCACAAUAGUAAUUUUUAAAAAGUCUGAAAUCUACUCCUUAAGUGGUAAUUUGCUGAACAGGAAAAACUCUUUUUAAAAUUUCCAAUGGAGGCAAUGUCCAGUCACCUUAUCUCGGAACAAGCAAUGGCAAUAUUCGUUCAACAAAAACUGAUGAUUCAAAACAUAAUAUUUAUCGAAGUUAUCUGCAGGUCAAUAGGAUAAAGAAAUGGUGUGCGAGGGCAUGGACCACCAUUUAAGAUCAUACAUUGCUUGUGAAUAAAACUAACGAACAACAACCAGAAAUUGGCAAUUACCGGCAGCAACAAAGAUAGCCUGAGAUCGCCUUUGGCUUGUUUUCAGUGAAUAGAAAGCUGCCCCCGGAUGCAGGAAAUUUGAAAAAAGGGUGCUCCAAACCAGGCAAAUUGCGCACCAAGAAGUGUAUUUCAGACUUUCUCUAAAUAAUUGUCGUGAUUUUGGGGUCAUUAUAUCUUUAAGAAGUUCAUUCACACAGCUUUAUCUUUUGUGUGAGACCUAUUUUCUCUCUGGCUCUAUCAGUCCAUAUGCUGAGGCAUUCUGUUUUUAUCUUGCCUACCUCAGUUUCUUUGCGUUUCAGAAUUCACUACUUUCGAGUGAUUUCGUUUAACAUUUGCGUCCGUUCAGAAGAAGAACCCAUAGCCAGCAACCCUUAUCGUAUGGUUUUUUUCAAUGCGUCCUAGGAUCUUUGAAUUUUAAAUCUUAGCCAUUUUUUGUCUGUACUUUACUGCUGUGAAAAAAGCAAAUUAGAGACAAUUAGCUUUGCUUCUCCUAGAUAAUCUCAUGUUGGAACACCAACGCCCUGUUGUUGACUUUUCAAAAGCAAUACUUACUUACAUCUUUACAUUAUCACUUAGAAACAUGUAUGUUAUAUUCUUAUUUUUAAUUAAUUUAGAAUUUUUCUUAUGUACACAAUGAGGAAAACAAAUGAAUGGAAAAUGAGGAAUAAACCGAAUAAAAAUCAGUCUUUUCAAGGGA
Molecule: messenger RNA, 6403 nt
Organism: Bemisia tabaci
Lineage: Eukaryota; Metazoa; Arthropoda; Insecta; Hemiptera; Aleyrodidae
Product: oxysterol-binding protein-related protein 9
Cellular component (GO): Golgi apparatus; cytosol; membrane
Molecular function (GO): sterol binding
Source: RefSeq, a predicted model, not a curated record